GUGAUGAAAAUAAAAACAUUUCGUGUCGUUUUUCCAGACAGCUAGACAGUUAGAAUGUUUGACCCUAGAGUAUGGACCAAACCGUUCGUUGGCGUUGUGAUGGCGGCUAUUCCGUGGCACUUAUUCGAUAAUCAAGUGGGAGAGAAGGAAAUCGAAAGAGUCGAGCAUUUCCUACAGAUUGUGUGUAUCGUGGCAGUGAUGAGAUGGAUGUACGUUGAACGAUACGGUGACGAGGCGACGAAGUUGAAGUACUGGCAUCGUGGAUUCUGGGCGGUGACUAGCAUUCUUGUGUUGAGCGUUUGCUCCAGAACAAUACUACUUGGAGGGGUUACGGUUAUGGAUGUAGUUUGUGCAACUGUCAGCUGUGUGCCAUUUGUCAUAGGCCUGCUGUGGAAACGUCAAGACAAUGGACAAGAAACGGAGACAGACAAACUAGAGGAAAAACAAGAAAUGAAAACUGCAACAGAGACAGUUUGCAAACGAACAGAUACUGGACAAAAAAUGCAACCACCGAUGAUGAAGGAAGUCAAACAACCGGACGAAGCAUUACAGCAGAUGAGAACUGUAACGUUGAAAGUGAACAAGUUUAUUGACCAGACGAUGAGACAUGGUUCUACUCAAGAAUCAAUGUCCACUUGAAGAGACAUAUUGACGACUUACUGUUGGCUACUAAAAAGGCGGAAGCAAAAGAGAAGCAUAGUUACUGUAUUUGUUUAGUUUAUUAGGCAAGCUUGACACAGUUCUACUGUUUAAUAUAAAUAGCCUCGCUCAAAGUGUUUGUAUCCUCAUCUGCUGAAUUGGUUUUAGUCAAUAGCAAUUUUUACUGCAGUUUUUUGUAAGAGCUGAAGCUUUGUGAUUCACACUAGAAUAAUGUGUGUGGGUUUCAUUGCUUUACUUGUCUGUUUGUUCAUUUGUGUUUUGAACU
Molecule: messenger RNA, 925 nt
Organism: Corticium candelabrum
Lineage: Eukaryota; Metazoa; Porifera; Homoscleromorpha; Homosclerophorida; Plakinidae
Exons: 5
Coding region: 55-639 (194 amino acids)
Source: RefSeq, a predicted model, not a curated record